Molecule: messenger RNA, 1477 nt
Organism: Pogona vitticeps (central bearded dragon)
Lineage: Eukaryota; Metazoa; Chordata; Lepidosauria; Squamata; Agamidae
Gene: FAIM2
Product: Fas apoptotic inhibitory molecule 2
Biological process (GO): negative regulation of apoptotic signaling pathway
Cellular component (GO): membrane; Golgi apparatus; endoplasmic reticulum
Source: RefSeq, a predicted model, not a curated record
AGAGAAAAAGAAGGGGGUCGAGCAUCCCUCAUCCUAGACAGGCUGAAGAGGGCGGAAGCGACAGGAGGAGCAGCGAAUGGGCGCGCGAGCCGAGCCGAGCCAGCUGCUAGGAGACCGGCAAGGUGCGGGUGCGCGCGUGCUCGCGCCUGUUGUGUGAAGGUGGGGGAGGACUAGCCAUCCCCGCGCGCCUUGCUUGCCCUUGGAGGUACCACGGUCGCCAAGAGAGGAAAGGUUUCCUUUCGCCGAGAGAAGGGGGAAAAACAUGACGCAGGGAAAGCUCUCUGUGAAUAACAAGCCUGCAAAUGCCGAGGGGCAAGGGCAACUGGGAGAUGCAAAAAAAGAGGACAAUGCCACUGUCCCCUCGGCACCUCCUACCUAUGAAGAGGCAACUUCAGCAGAAGGGAUGAAAUCGGGGGCAUUCCCUCCACCACUGAAUGUUCCUCUCCACCCCAACUGGGCCUACGUGGAUCCCAGUGCCAGCCCUAACUAUGGCAGCGGAUACUCAGGGGACACAGAGACCUUUACAACUUUCAGCUGGGAUGACCGCAAUGUACGCAGGGUGUUCAUCAGGAAGGUGUACAGCAUCCUCAUGUUUCAGUUGCUGGUUACAGUUGGCAUUGUGGCUCUCUUCACCUUCUGUGAACCAGUCAAAGGAUAUAUCCAAGCAAAUCCGGCCUGGUACUGGGCUUCCUAUGCUGUUUUCUUUAUUACCUACAUGAUUCUGGCCUGCUGCUCUGGACCCAGGAGGUACUUCCCAUGGAACAUGAUCCUCCUGAGCAUCUUUACUCUGUCUAUGGCCUAUCUCACUGGGAUGCUGGCCAGCUUCUACAACACCAAGUCCGUCCUCCUCUGCCUGGCAAUUACAGCACUGGUGUGCGUCUCUGUCGUCAUAUUCAGUUUCCAAACCAAGUACGACUUCACUUCUUGCCAGGGGGUGCUCUUUGUGAUGCUGAUGGUGCUGUUCUUCAGCGGGAUUUUUCUUGCCAUUAUGCUUCCUUUCAAAUACGUGCCCUGGCUCCAGGCCAUUUAUGCUGUGCUGGGCGCACUUUUAUUUACUAUGUUCCUGGCCUUCGACACUCAGCUCUUGAUGGGGAAUCGCCGCUAUGCUAUGAGCCCAGAGGAGUACAUCUUUGGAGCCCUCAACAUUUACCUGGACAUCAUCUACAUAUUCUCCUUUUUCCUGCAGAUCUUUGGAUCCAGCCGAGAUUGAGCUUGGCCAAGUCACUUAAGCCCUGCAUCUCAUGAAACAGAAUAUAUAGAUUAUAUAUAAAUAUAUAUAUAUAUCUGCUAAUACAACAGCAACAAAGAAAAGAGAGAGGAAAAAUUAAGUGACCUCCCUGGCCCUUUAGUGAGCACCAUUCCCAUCAGAAUGGCAUCAGCCUGCACACACUCACACCAGUCUUCUUGACUUCUUUCUGCAGCCUGUACAUACGUUUGCUGUUAAAUCUUUUGGGACUAAAAAAACAAAAACAAAAAA